AUGAAUAAUGAAAUGAAUGAAACAGCAGCAUCAACAUGGAACUCAAUAUUACCAUUUGAUAAUGAUGAACUUGCCAAUAAUAAAUGGGAAGAUGAUAUAAUAUGGGAUCCAAUGAAUAUGAAAGAAAUACCAAAACCAAAAAUAUUAACUCUAGAUCUCAAUGAUGAUAAUAUAAUAUUUAAUAUACCAGAAGAUAAAGGUAAUUUUAAAGAAAAAGAUGAACCAAAGAAAAAAGUUAAAGUAACAAAUCCUCAUAUGAAAAAAACUCAAAUGUUAUUAGGUGAAGCUGGUUUUAUACCACAAGUACAAGAAGAAAUAAUACCUAAAAAAAUAGAAAAUAAUGAUCCAUUUAAUAUAUCAAAUGAUAUAUAUUACAUGGCAAAACAAGAAACAUCAAUUAAAAUGAAUAUAAGUGGUGGUAAUUUAAUGCAACAUAGUAUACCAGUUGUUGAAUUACGUGAUCCAUUUAUUAAAACUCAUAUGAGUAUUAAAAGCUUACGUAAUUUUCAUAGAAUGCCAUUGAAACGUUUAAACAAUUGUCAACUAUCAUAUCCAGGACCACAUAAAAUAAAACCAUUAACAUUAAAUAUUAUUAAAAAAGCAAAACAACGUGAACAAGAACGUAUUGCAUCUGGUGGUGGUGAUGUAUUUUUCAUGAGAACACCACAAGAUUUAAGUGCUAAAGAUAGUAAAUUAGUACUUGUUGAAUAUUCAGAACAAUAUCCACCACUUAUUAGCCAACCUGGUAUGUGUUCAAAGAUUAAAAAUUACUAUAAAAGAUAUCCAUCAAAUGAUAAUGGACCAAAAAAUUAUGAAUUUGGUGAAACAGUAUAUUCAUAUAAAUCACCAUUUCUUGGUUCAUUAACACCUGGACAAACAAUUCAAACAAUUGAAAAUAAUAUGUAUAGAUCACCAAUAUAUCAACAUGAUAUACCAAAAACUGAUUUUAUUAUAAUACGUACUUCAAAUCAAUAUUACAUACGUGAAUAUGAUGGUUUAUUUAUUGCUGGACAAGAAUGUCCAUUGUAUGAAGUACCAGCACCAAAUUCAAAACUUGCUAAUAAUUUUGUACGUGAUUUUCUUCAAGUAUAUAUUUAUCGUUUAUUUUUUAAAUCAAAUGAUAUACCAAAAAAAAUAAAAAUGGAAGAUAUUAGAAAAGCAUUUCCUGGUUUAAGUGAAAGUACAAUACGUAAACGUUUAAAAUUAUGUGCUGAUUAUCAAAGAACUGGUAUUGAUUCAAAUUGGUGGGUUAUUAGAAAUGAUUUUCGUUUACCAACAGAAGAUGAAAUGCGUGAAAUGAUAACACCAGAAAAAUGUUGUGCAUAUUAUAGUAUGAUUGCUGGUGAACAAAGAUUAAAAGAUGCUGGUUAUGGUUGUGAAAAAUCAUUAUUAUUACCACAACAAGAUGAUGAUGAUGAUGAUAUAAUUAAUAAAAAAGAUGAUGAAGUACAAGCUGCACCAUGGAAUACAACAAGAACAUAUAUACAAUCAUUAAAAGGUAAAUGUUUAUUACAAUUAACUGGUCCAGCUGAUCCAACUGGUAUUGGUGAAGGUUUUUCAUAUAUUAGAGUACCAAAUAAACCAAUUGUAAAUAAAGAUCAAUUAAAAGAAUCAAAAAAACAAUUAAGAGGUACAUCAUCAGAUUUACGAAGAUUAGAUCUUAAAAAAGCUAAAGAAAUAUUAUUACAAUAUGGAUUAAAUAAAAAAGUUAUUGAUGAAUUAGGAAGAUGGGAAAUUAUUGCUGUUGUACGUACAUUAUCAACACAAAAAGCUAAAUCUGGUACUGAUGAUAUUGAUAUUGAAGCUGUUAUACAAUUUUCACGUGGUAAUCGUCAUUCAAUUGCUGAACAUCAUGAAAGAUAUAAAGAUGAAUGUCAAAGAAUAUUUGAUUUACAAAAUCAUAUAUUAGCAUCAAAUGAAGUAUUAAGUACUGAUGAUGAUGAUGAUUCUGAUAGUCAUGAUAAUAAUUCAGAUGAUGAUGAUAAUAAUAAUUCUGAUAAUUAUGAAGAAAUGGGUAAAAAUAUUGAAAAUAUGUUGAAUAAUAAAAAAACAUGUUUAGAAUUAACUAAAGAAAAAGAAGAACAAGCUAGAAAAGAAUUAAUGAAAAUGAUUAAUGAUGAUAAUAAUAAUAUAAAUGAUACUAAAAAUAAUAAUAAUAAUCAUGAUAAAAAUAAAAAUAUUAUUAAAAAAAAUAAAACACUUAAAAUAAGUCGUACGUAUCGUGAUGACUAUGGCAAAGAAUAUACACGUACUGAAAUAAUAUCAAAUCAAAAAGUAAUUGAUUUAUAUUUAAAAACACGCGAAUUAAAAGAUGAUGAAUCAAUUAGAAAAAUUGCAACAGAUAAUGAUUUUCAAGCUAAAGAAGAAGAACGUAGAGCUAGACGUAGAAAACAAGAACAAGACAGACGUAAACGUAAAAAUGAGGCAAAAUGUGCUGCUGCUGCUGCUGCAUUUGCAAAUAAAUCUGUAUUAAAUAUUUAUAAUCGUAAUGAUAAAACAAUAUUUAAUAAUCAUGAUGAUGAUGGUGGUGAUGGUGAUUCAUUAAAUUGUACUAAUAAAAAAUUACAACUUAAAACAGAUUCUAAAUUUAAAUGUGGUGCUUGUGGUAGUGUUGGUCAUAUGAGAACAAAUAGAGCAUGUCCAUAUUUUAAUAAAUCAUCAAUGUCAAUUAUUGAUAAUCAAGAGAAUGAUAAUAAUAAUUAUCAAAAAAAUAAUCAUUAUGAAGAUAAAGAUCUUAUUAAUGUUGAAGGUAUUAAAAUUAAAUUUUCAUCAACAGUCAUAAAAAUGGCUAAUGAACAUAAUGCUGAAUUAAUGAAACGUAAAUCACAAUCUUUUAAACAUUUAAAAAAUUCAAAUGAUGGAAAAAAACGUAAACGUCAAGAUGACAAUGAUGAUGAUUAUUAUUAUGAUAAUAAAAAAAUAUCAAAUAAACGUAUUAAUAGACGUAGAACAAAUCCAGUUGUUGUUAUGACAACAAUAUUUGAAAAUAUACUUCAAAAUAUACAAAAACUUUCAUAUGUUACACCAUUUAUAUUACCAGUUACAAUAAGACAAGCACCAGAUUAUCAUAUUAAAAUAAUGAAACCAAUGGAUUUACAAAAAAUACGUGAUAAAUUACGACAAACAAAAUAUAAACAUAGAAAAGAAUUUCUUGAUGAUUUUAUACAAAUUUAUGAAAAUUCAAAAAUUUAUAAUGGUGAAAAUCAUGAAUUAACAAUUGCUGCACAAAAAAUGAUGGAAUUAUGUGCUGAUAAAAUAAUUGAAGAAGAAGAAAAAUUAAUGAUACUUGAAAGAGAAAUAAAUCCAUUUGUUGAUGAUAAUGAUGAAACAAAAUUAGCAUUUAUAUUUAAAAAAAUAUUAAAUACAACAAUUAAAUUAAUGCCUGAAGUAUUUCCAUUUAAUAAACCAGUUAAUAAAAAACAAUAUAAAGAAUAUUAUAAUAUUGUUAAACGACCAAUGGAUCUUGAAAAAAUAUUUACACAAAUUGAUAAUCACAUGUAUAAAAAUCGACAUGUAUUUUUACAGGAUAUUAAACAAAUAUUAUAUAAUUGUGAACUUUAUAAUGGAAAAAAACAUCCACUUGUUGCAAUUGCCAAUAAAUUAUAUACAGGAUGUAAAAAUUUACUUGAUCAAUAUGAUGGUUGUAAUAAUAAUCAAUUGAGUGAAUUAGAAAAUAAAAAUUCUACUAAUCAUUGUCAAGAAAAUAAUAGUCUCAAUUUACAAUUUGUACCUGAUGAUAUUAAUUAUACAAUUGCUGAGCCUGAAACUCGUAUUAGUCAAACAAAUAUAUCAUUAAAUCAAUUAUGUGAUUCUAGUAUAAAUGAUGAUAUCUUUGUUGAUGUUGAGGGUGAUGUAGAAGUUGAUGUUGUUGGUGAAGAAGUAAUACAAGCAAAAGAAGAAAAACAAAUAAAAGAAGAAAUGAUUAAAUUUGAAAAUAAUGGAGAUAAUAAUAUUGUUGUUGAUGAUACUGAUGACAUGAAAACAAUAGACAUUCUUAAAGAAGAUUUAAAAUCAUCAAGUGAAGAUGAUAAUGAUGAUGAUGAUGAUUUUGAAGAAGUACCAUUUGAUGCCAAUAAAAAUUCAUAUGAUUUAAAUGAAUUUGAUAAAUUUAUAAAUGCACCACAAGUACCAGUUGGUGAUGAUGAUCAUAGCCAACAAUCUACUCAAAGUAUAGAUAUAUCUUAUUUUAAUCAACAACAAAUAACUCAACAAGAAGAAGUUAUGGAUGUUGAUUUAAAUUAUGAUCAAACACAAUAUCAUUCAACUGAAGUAUCACCAGAACAAGAUAAUAUUAAUUCUGAUACAAUUCAUGAUGAUUUAGCAGUAUCUGAUAGUGAUGAAGAACAUGAUAAACAUAAUACAUCUCAACCAGGUGCAAUCUGGUUUUAAAAAAAUUUUAAUAAUAAUUUUUAA
Molecule: messenger RNA, 4413 nt
Organism: Aphidius gifuensis
Lineage: Eukaryota; Metazoa; Arthropoda; Insecta; Hymenoptera; Braconidae
Product: transcription initiation factor TFIID subunit 1-like
Exons: 2
Coding region: 1-4389 (1462 amino acids)
Biological process (GO): RNA polymerase II preinitiation complex assembly; transcription by RNA polymerase II
Cellular component (GO): transcription factor TFIID complex
Molecular function (GO): histone acetyltransferase activity; RNA polymerase II general transcription initiation factor binding; RNA polymerase II general transcription initiation factor activity
Source: RefSeq, a predicted model, not a curated record